Messenger RNA from Sphaerodactylus townsendi, 1017 nucleotides. Its product is annotated as SLAM family member 9-like. The coding region runs from base 61 to 717 and encodes 218 amino acids. The transcript has 5 exons. The record is from RefSeq and is a predicted model, not a curated record. Lineage: Eukaryota; Metazoa; Chordata; Lepidosauria; Squamata; Sphaerodactylidae.
GUGGAUGGGAUCGUGGGCGGAUCGGUCUCACUUCCAGCCAUUAUCCCCGCUGGAAAAACAAUGACCAAAAUCGAGUGGGAAUUCCGGCAUGAAAGCGGCCCUCCAGUAGUGAUAGCAGAUUUUACGAAUGGGAACUUGGAGCGGCCCAAUCCUAGCGACCGAUUUCUUCAGCGGCUGGAGAAGGCGAGUGAGACCACCCUGCGGAUCAAGGGCCUGGAGAAGGAGGACAGCGGAAACUACACAGCUCACGUGAGAUUUGAAAACGCAGAAGUACAACCACAGGCUUUUCUCUUGAAGGUCACAGAGCCUGUCCCAGAUCCAGAGAUACGCCCCCACCUGGUCUCCAGGACAGCAGAGGUGUGCAAUGUGACCCUACAGUGCCUGGGGUCUGAAAAGGGGGGAAUUGACGUCUCCUGGAAAAGGGGGAACUCUUCUGAUCAGCCGGGUGUCCCAGAAGAAGGUUCGGACACGGAUCUCCACGUCUCCUGGCAGCCUGACUCCCUGGACUCCACCUUCACCUGCCUGCUCAGCAACCCCGCUGACCAGAAGAGCUCCUCUUUUGACUUGGCCAGCAUCUGCCGGAGUGAAGAUGGCGGUCAUCUCGUGUACGUGUGGAUCCCUGGUCUUGUGCUGCUUCUUAUCCUGGUUGCAGGUGUGGGCAUUUGGCAAUGGAAGAAAAAGUCACGCCCAAGAGAAUCCAUGGAGCACCAGCUGUGACCGAAGAAAUCAGUCCCGCUGCCAGGCCUUCUUAAGGAGCAGCAGUGGCGCAGGAGGUGAAAGUGACAGCAAUGGAUGUUCGACAUUUCUUCUCAUAGCGUCAAUCCACAUUUCCUGUCUUCUUUGCUGGUUCGGCUUCUGAAGGACCCAGCGAAGUGUUUAUUCAAGGAAGUCAGGAAACGUUACACCAGGAACUGACGUUCAUAAGAACAUAAGAAUAAGCCAGCUGGAUCAGACCAGAGUCCAUCUAGUCCAGCUCUCUGCUCCUCGCAGUGGCCCACCAGGUGCCUUUGGGAGCUC